This is a messenger RNA of Rotaria socialis, 2388 nucleotides long. Lineage: Eukaryota; Metazoa; Rotifera; Eurotatoria; Philodinida; Philodinidae. The record is from the annotation of a GenBank genome assembly.
AUGGCUUCGAAGCAAACUGGUUGGUCCAUCUCCGAAGAAGCCACCGCUUUAGGCUUUAUGCUGGUUGUAUGCUUCAUUCUCCUUCAGAUGAAGCACUGGUUCAACUUUCGCAGCACAGACAGCUGGUAUCGAUCGAUGCCUUUCGAUAUUCGUGAAACAUUCUCAUUGGGCGCUCUCCGCAAGGCUACCUUCUUCGGAAGGUACUUUUCCAAGAAAUAUGGUCCAAUUUAUCGUCUCCAUUCUAUUUUUGAAACAGUCGGAAUUUUGGCAUCGAGCGAUCUUGCAGCCGAAUUUUACAAGCAUUCGCGAACACUUCAAAGAAGUCCUGAAGUUUCUUUGCUAGGUCAGGUAUCGGAUACUGUCAUGGGAAAGUGUAUGGCGGCACUUUAUGGGAAAGAAUGGCAAUUAUGCCGGACUGCCUUCAAGACAACAUUUCUCACAAAAGCAGUGCAAGACUGCUUCGAAAUGAUCCAGAGAGAAACAGCCAAGUGGCAGUCAAAGUACGUGGCAAAUGGCGCCAUUCUAGAUGUUCAACGAAGCAAAAUCGACGAACUGCCGCUGAGGAUUCUAGCACACGUUGUGUAUGGCGAUAAUAUCACGGACGAGGAAGUAGAGCAAGUAUUGGUGUUCGCCCGAGAACAUGGGGCCAUUAUGGAUGUAUCGAUGAAUAUCCUAGAAAACCUGCCAGUGUACAAAUCACUGCCCUGGAGUUUGAACGCUCGCUCGAAGAAGUUUCGUGCACAAUGGCAGCUUUUCAACAUGGAAAAACUGAAGAAAGCAUUAAGCACGAGUGGUCAAGAACGAAUCGAUGUCUUCUCGAUAGCGGCAAAGUAUUUUCUCCAACAGGAAGGUGACUUUGACUCAAACAUAGCUAUGUUCUUUGAUACAAUCGAUGAGAUUUUGCUCCUGAACAUCGAUGUAACGUAUGUUGCACUGAUGAACAUGCUGGUUUUUGUAGCGUCGAACGAAAGCGUUAUGGCCACACUCCGAAAUGAAAUCAAGAAUUCGGCUCCGCUCAAUAGCAAGAUCGAAUAUGACACUCUAUCUAAACUGCCAUAUUUGAAUGCUGUUUUCAAUGAAUCCGUUAGACUGAGACCACCUUUGUCACUUAGUUUUCCAGAACGUACGACUGAACCCAUGCUACUGGGCGGUUAUCGCAUUCCAGCCGGAACGGCCAUCAUGAUCGAUGCUGAUUCCAUUAACCACGAUCCUCAAGUAUGGAAGAAUCCAGACGAUUUCGAUCCGAAUCGUUUUCUUGACAACAAACAGUCUGGUAUCGAAUUUCAGUACUUCAAGUAUGGUCUAAAUCGUAAUCGUCGAUGCUUGGGCUUUCGCUACGCUGAGGCCAUCGUUAAGCAGGUCAGCUGGGACAUUUUAUCUUUGGCGAAGAUUGACUUUGCUGACGACCAGGAACCUAAAGAAGCAAUCAGAAAAUGGUCCAGCCGUGUCAGAGACAAGGGGCUGCCAUUUUUUACGCCAUAUUCAAACUUCCCUCAACUCAAAUUGACAUUCGAUUUUGGCGAUGUGGCGUCCUUAGACUUAGCUCCGGUUUUUCGUAUUGACGAUGGGAAAUCGGCACCUUGUUUUAUCGCCGGGGAGAAAGCCUUACGAGAAAAGGGCAGCGUAUUGUUUGGCAUGAGUUUCGGCAACAACUACUAUUCUGAAGACGUCAUCAAGUCGCUCAUACCGUUUCUUGGCAGCCGAUUCAGUCGCAUCUUUAUCGAUGUUCCUGAUGAGUGGACUAAACACACGUACACUGCAUUGGGCUAUUCCGAUAGUGAUGCUAAGAAAAAGUUGAGAAAUCUUACUACUCGCUUGCGCAAACGCUGCCAAUUGGGCGUCGAAAUAGCCACCCAGUCUGGUAUAGCACCACGUGAAAAUUUCAUCUUCAUGAAUUGGGGCACACAUGUUGAAACCUCGAAAACCUACCAGAAUGCUCUGGCGGAAAUUAAAAUGGCUUACCAGCAAGAUGAUGUAUUUAGAGGCGAUUGUAACGCGACGACUGCUGAGGUUCUGCGGUCUCAAGGUCGAAGCCGUGGCUGGGACAACAAAUCAUCGGUAGAGUUGGCGGCGGCAAUCGAAAUCGCUGUCAACUAUGUUCUAAUGGAAUUAGCCGAAGCAGUGGCGUUUGGAGAUAUUGCUUCUCUUCUAACAAACGGUGGCCAUGCUCCAGACACGCCGGCUGUCAUGGUCUAUCAUCGACGUUGGCCAGUUUUGGAGAAGUUCUUGAACUGCGAAUAUGAAAAUGAAAUUUGCAAGCAGCUGGUGAAGAAGCUUGCUUUCAAUUUUGGCUUUCUCAUUUUUGAAGCAAGACCAGUUAAAUGUUCGAGUCCUGAAGAGUUUGCUUGUGACGGAAGCGAAGAGGGCACCGCAAAAGUCACUAAUUAA